AUGACUUACGUUCCACCAGCACUUCGAGAACUUGCAGAGCAGGCUGCGAAUCUGAGGCGAUCAAAGAGAUGCGUGAAACUUUCGUCCCAAUUCUGCCAGCUGCUAGUGCUAGUGCUGAUCAACAGGGAGAUUCGCCGCCAGUCUCCUGAGAAAUGCAACGUAGGAACGCAAACUUCCAGUGAUAUUUCUGAAGAGGAUGAAAGUGUACUUCCAAUAUGUCGUCUGAUUGCUUCCUGCGACUCUUAUCCUUCCUCCUCACACAUGCAGGAUCAACUGAAGCGACUGCUCACUUGUGCCAAGCAUGAGCAAAGAAGCACCGUAAUCGAUACAGCGGUGGUGCGUUUCUUGAAGGAAUGCCAACAACACUUUUCUGAUGCUGCAGAACAUGCCAGACAAGAAUUGAGAGCAAUUUGUGAUGAUAAAGAGUUUCUUGAAAAGAAGAUG
Molecule: messenger RNA, 444 nt
Organism: Cooperia oncophora
Lineage: Eukaryota; Metazoa; Nematoda; Chromadorea; Rhabditida; Trichostrongylidae
Source: the annotation of a GenBank genome assembly